Molecule: messenger RNA, 876 nt
Organism: Funneliformis geosporum
Lineage: Eukaryota; Fungi; Glomeromycota; Glomeromycetes; Glomerales; Glomeraceae
Source: the annotation of a GenBank genome assembly
GGGGGUGCGCACGACAUGGUGGAUAACUUGAAAAAUAGGGAAAUACCUGAGAUUGCUUGGUCUCGCACUUUACCAACUAAUGAGGCUGAAAAAGAAAAAACAUCAUCGGAUCAGGUAAUCAGAUAUGGCGAUGAGAUAGCAAACCAUCGAGAUAUCCCAUUCAUGCCGGUCAACAUAGAAGAAUCCAAAGAGUAUAUCUAUGGUACUCCCCACUAUAUUCUUCGCCUCUAUGGGUAUCUCGUUAAUGGUCAAAAAGCGGUUGUAACUAUUACCGGUAUCAAGGUAUUUUUCGAUAUUUGUGUUCCUAACAAUACGAGCAUUCCCAAAUUCUGGUCUAAAAUAAAAGGUAUUCUUGCUACUGGGAAAGAUGGUAGUGGGAACACUGUUAACAUGAAUCUAAUCCAAAUGGAAUGUAUAAAGGCAUAUCCUAUCCGUGGUUAUCAUGCGAAAAAAAAGUUAUAUUUCCGUAUUAUUACACCCAAUAAAGAUCUAAGAUUCACUGCUCUCGAUAUCAUCUCAAGCUAUAAUUCAAAUGAUGAUCCCGAAUGUAAAAUAGAGACAGCUUCAGACGAUACAGGCACAUAUUAUUGUAAAGUUGCAAGAGAGUAUAAGAUACCACUUUCUGGGUGGGGCUUAGUGAGCGAUUAUAGAUAUAAUUUCAGCGCACCUUAUUAUGCGAAAUCCCAACAUUGUCCACAUGCAUUUUAUGUCUACAUUGAUAACUUUCGUCUCAUAGAUAAUUUUGAACCACUUUACAAAAUCUAUCCAUCUUCUUUCUUUGUCCACGAUCGAGCACUGAUACUAACAUGGGACAUAGAAACAUACGAUUCACGUGGGUUGGGGAACUUUCCAGAAGCGAAAAAUGACACGUCCCAG